GAAGUUUGUUACAGCAAAUUGUAUAAGUGCAGCAAAAUAUUGUGUUAUGCUCAAAGAAACAAAUGAUCGAAUGGGAACUAUUUGUCUUGAUACGGAUUAUCAAAUAUUCAGAAAAAACAAACUCGUAAUG
Molecule: messenger RNA, 130 nt
Organism: Funneliformis mosseae
Lineage: Eukaryota; Fungi; Glomeromycota; Glomeromycetes; Glomerales; Glomeraceae
Source: the annotation of a GenBank genome assembly